AUGGGAUCCGUUCCGGCUCCCCACGACCGCCGCGGCUUUGAGAUUGCCGUGAUAUGCGCACUCCCCCUGGAAGCAGAAUGCGUACAAGAGGUAUUUGACAAGUUCUGGGAAGAUGAAGGCAAGAGAUAUGGGAAAGCGGCGGGGGAUCCCAACGUGUACACCCCUGGGGUGAUAGGCGACCACAACGUGGUGCUUGCCUACAUGCCCGGGAUGGGGACCACCAGCGCCGCGGCCGUCGCAGGAGCCAUGCGAGUGAGCUUCUCCAACAUCAAGCUCGCUCUGGUGGUUGGCAUCUGCGGAGGCAUGCCCUACGAUGCCAGUGGAAACGAGAUUUUGCUCGGCGAUGUGAUCAUCAGCCAAGCUCUUAUACAAUAUGACUUUGGAAGGCAAUACCCGGAAGGAUUCAGGAGGAAGACCGGAAUGCAAGACACUCUUGGCCGACCCAGCCCGGAGAUCCGAGCCAUCCAGGCCAAACUGGGGACGAGUCGCUAUCGGCAAAGGAUGCAAAAGGAUAUCGCCACAUUCCUCGAGGAUUUGGAGAAGAAGCUGCCGAAGACGAAGGCUCCUGCUCGGGAGAAUGAUGUACUCUAUCACUCCUCCUACGUGCAUCAGCACCAUCCACCAGAAGCAUGCGAGUGUAGUGAAGAGGACCAAAUAUGUGUGAAGGCUCUUCAGACAAACUGCGAAGAUCUCGGCUGUGAGACUGUUAAGCGAGUUACACGCCAUCGCUUGGGCAAUGCAAUGACGGAACCUAUUGUCCAUUUUGGUGUCACGGGUUCCGGGAAUACCGUGAUGAAAUCGGGACGGCAUCGCGAUCAAGUGGCCAAGGUCGACGGAAUCAUUGCGUUCGAGAUGGAAGGCGCUGGUGUUUGGGACUAUUUCCCGAGCAUCGUCAUCAAAGGGGUGUGUGACUACGCCGACAGUCACAAGAGGAAGGGCUGGCAAAGGUAUGCCGCGGCCACGGCGGCGUCAUGUAUGAAAGCUUUCUUAAUGGAGUGGGCUCCGCGGGAGAGAUCGUCUAGUCCAGUUAACGAGAUCAACGCCAAGACGUAUUUUGUCAUUCCAGUGCAGCGAGUGAAAGAUUUCAUCGGUCGUCAAGAGGAGCUUCGCCAAAUUCGAGCGUACUUUCACGAACGGAUCGAUAGACCUCGAGUCUUAGUGCUCCACGCAAUGGGAGGACAGGGCAAGAGCCAAAUUGCUCUUGAAUACUGUCAACAGCAGCGAAAACAAUAUCGUGGGAUCUUCUGGAUCAAUAGCAGCUCUAAAUCUACCCUGACACAAGCUAUUGUCAGCAUUGGACGCGAAAUCAAUAUAGCAGCAACGGAAGCAUUGGGUGACGACGAUGCGAAGAUCGCUUUUACUGUCCGUACACUCGAACAGUGGGAGGAGCGUUGGCUCAUGGUGUUUGACAAUUGUGAUGAUCCGGCCACUUUCUCGGAUAUCGAGCAGUUUAUCCCUCAAGGUGGCCGAGGGGAUGUUCUCUUCACCAGUCGUCAUGGGGGUCUGAGAGAGUUAGGGCGUAUCAUCGAUAUCCCACCUCUGCCGGACAAGGCCGGUGUCGAGUUGCUUCUGCAUCGAUAUAUCGGCAUCGAUGUGAACCAAUACCUGUCUGAAGGCUCUACCAUCGUGAGACGGCUGGGGGGUCUAGCCUUGGCCAUCGACCAAGCAUCCGCCUAUAUGACGUAUCAGCAGCUACCGGUCUACCGGUUGGGUGAUUUCUUGGCGCGCUUUGAGGCGGAGCGGAAGAAGGUGCUUCAGCAUACAGCUGAACAUUUUUGGCGAUACAUGAAGAUUGACGAUGAGAACGGGCGGGGGAAAGCCAUCAAUGCAUUCACCACGUGGGAAAUGUCAUUCCAACAACUCCUCUCGGACUGGGAUCCGCCCCAGGCCGUGGAGCACUUUCUCACCCUUGCGGCGUUCCUGGGUCCUGCUCAAGUCAAUGAGUCUCUGUUUAAGUUUCACCGAGAGCUGGAGUACCCUCCACCGGACUGGUGCGACAUUUUUACUCCUUCCUGUCGCUCAGACGAUGACAGCUCGUCCAGCGACGCCGAGGAAGAAGUUGACCGCCAAGAGCAAGUAACACGUGACCAGCCCGCGGAGGCUCACAAGACGGCCCCAGAAGGUUCGAAGAAGAUGUGGGACGCUGAAAAUUUUUGGCGUCUCCUCCGGCAGGCGCACCAGAUGUCGCUCUUACAAGAUAUCUUACCAUCGACACCGUCCGAAGGGGCCAGCUUUGUGCUACAUCCGCUGAUUCGCGACUGGCUGCAAUUACGAUUACGCUCGAAAGAGCGGCAGACGUAUACUCGCGAAGGUGUCGAUGUGGUUGUUAGUUCUAUUCGAACAUAUCAAAACCGGGUUAGCGAUGCCACGAUCAAGCGGUCGAUUCUUCUGCACAUGGAUGCCACUCUCUUGACGGUGAGAGACUUGUUUAAAAAUGGUGCUCGACUGGGCCAGGAUAUUACGAGUUGUAACAACGCGGAUUGGUUUGCUUCAUUCUAUCGAGACCAGGGACAUUUCGAUGCUAGUCUCGAUUUAUAUCGUACAGUCAUUAUGACGAGAAAGAGGGUGCAGGGGAAGGAGCAUCCAUCGACGCUGACAAGCAUGAAUAACCUCGCCGCCGUGCUGAGCGAUCAGGGAAAGUACGAGGCGGCGGAGCAGAUGCAUCGAGAGGUGGUAGAAGUGAGGGAGAGGGUGCUGGGGAAGGAGCAUCCAGAGACGCUAACAAGCAUGAACAACCUCGCCGGGGUGCUAAGCGAUCAGGGAAAGUACGAGGCGGCGGAGCAGAUGCAUCGAGAGGUGGUAGAAGUGAGGGAGAGGGCGCUGGGGAAGGAGCAUCUAUCGACGCUAACGAGCAUGAAUAACCUCGCUUUAGUACUGAGCGAUCAGGGAAAGUACGAGGCAGCGGAGUAG
This is a messenger RNA of Fonsecaea erecta, 2910 nucleotides long. RefSeq lists its product as hypothetical. Lineage: Eukaryota; Fungi; Ascomycota; Eurotiomycetes; Chaetothyriales; Herpotrichiellaceae. The record is from RefSeq and is a predicted model, not a curated record. Gene Ontology annotation, biological process: nucleoside metabolic process. The transcript has 3 exons. Gene Ontology annotation, molecular function: protein binding; catalytic activity; ADP binding. The coding region runs from base 1 to 2910 and encodes 969 amino acids.